AUGUGCGACAGCAUCAACCCUGUGCCCACUAACCCCGAAUCCUAUCCUACAUCUGCUCUCUCGUCUGCCCAAUCAACAUUUGGGCUCUCGCCCGCGGGAGGCAUCUGGCUGUCAAAUCCAUGGCAUGGCUCUUCCAGGGUACGAGCCGCUUCGACGCAUCUCCCUUCGAAUCAACGGAUGCCGGAAGUGCGAAGGUGGACGAGAGCGCGGAUCCCUGCGUUUCCCCUUCGGGACGCCAGGCCCAUCGGAGGUAUCGCACUCGGCGAGAUCAACCCUCUGAUGAGCCGAGUGCGCCAGUUCGGCGGUGUCAGCGCUCGGAACAUCUCCGAGUACCUAGUCCCUCUUAUCUCGCUCCCUCCCUCUCUUUCAUCAACCCCAUCCACACCAGUCCAUCGCCGUUCAGUCUCCUCGACCCGCUGA
Sparassis crispa is the source of this 420-nucleotide messenger RNA. RefSeq lists its product as hypothetical. The coding region runs from base 1 to 420 and encodes 139 amino acids. The transcript has a single exon. The record is from RefSeq and is a predicted model, not a curated record. Lineage: Eukaryota; Fungi; Basidiomycota; Agaricomycetes; Polyporales; Sparassidaceae.